GAAAAAAAUUAAUUGGAGUUGCGGCAGAAACAGAAACACGAGAAUCUACAAUAAAACAGCCGCUGCAGCGCCAUGACUACAUCCACUUUCCACCACAAUCGUGUUCAAGCCUGAGAAGGGCGGUGUCAACAUAGAGCCGCACCUGUUCCAUCAUGGAAGACGUUGUGGAAUUCCCAGCCGCGAAACGGCAGCGUCGGGAGGAUGCUGUGAUCUCGACGGAGAAUAAACCUACCAGUUCCAGACUUUUUGCUCCGUUCAGGACUCUUGGCCUCGUUUCUCCCACUAGAGUUCCCUUCACCUCGGUGCCGCUAGGCAAAACCACGUUCCAGAUUACAACGUCGGUCGGUAACAGCCUGCACACCUACGAUCUCCGGAGGGGGCUCAACCUGGUCUUUCUCAGCCGUCCGCAAUGCCCGAAGCGCAUCACUGCCAUCCAUGCCCACCGAGAUCUUGUGUUUGCGGCCUGGGGAGGGACACAGCCCAAUGAGGCCCGUGGACUAUGGGUAUUCAAGCGAGGACGGUUGAUCGGGGAGCUCGACAGCAGCAACACGCAUCCGCAGGAGAUUGUGCAGAUACUAGUUUUUGGACCAUGGCUCGUCGGAUGCGGAGCUGAAGCAAUCGAAGUCUGGAAGAGCGAUUCCUACGAACACUAUACUACAAUCUUACCGUCGUCCACGUCGAUCGACAGCCGAACACAGGGGGUUUUCUCCGGGCAGAUCUGCACCUUGCCGACAUUGCUGAAUAAAAUCUGCGUGGGAAGGAGAGAUGGCCUUGUCGAGAUCUACAACAUUAGUACCGGACGUCUGGUACAUACACUCCUCGCUCCGUCUGCUCGUUCUGGCUCUGUCACAGCGCUUGCUCCAGCUCCAGCCAUCUGCCUUCUCGCAGUCGCGUAUGCUGACGGCUCUCUGGUCAUCGUCGAUGUCGAGGCCGACGAGCAAGUUCUUGAGCUGCGUCAGAGAAAUACGAAAAAGCCUGUCACGUCCAUCAGCUUCCGCACUGAUGGCAUGGGGGCAGGCGAGGACGGCCGCAAGGACGGUGUUAUGGCCACAUCAAGCACGGAAAGCGGCGACAUCACCUUGUGGGAUCUCAAUCGUGGCGGCAGAGUGAUGGGUGUGAUACGAGGUGCUCACGAGACAUCGAACUUGGGCCAGGGGACUGGUGUGAACAAGGUGGAAUUUCUACCUGGUCAGGCUGUCUUGAUCUCGUCCGGACUAGACAAUGCCCUUCGAUCAUGGGUAUUCGAUCAGAACCCGUUCUCGCCUAUUCCACGUCCCUUGCAUUCCAGAAGCGGACAUGCAGCCUCCGUUACGAAGCUCGAAUUCCUCCCUGCGGCGUCGGAUGGGUCAGACGCAGCUGGCAAAUGGCUUUUGUCCGCGGCCCAGGACCGAAGCUUGUGGGGACUCAGUUUGCGCAAAGAUGGACAGAGUACAGAGUUGAGUCAAGGUGCUGUGAAACACAAGGCCCGUAAGGUUGGACUUCUUGGUGACGACUCGGCCGGAGUCGAGGAUUUCAAGGCCCCACCAAUCAUCGACAUGGCUUGUUCAUUGAGCCGUGAUGGCGGUAUGGGCGCGGUCAACGGUCCAGUGUGGGAAAACGUCAAGAAGGUCAACGCCGAGGAGGUUAGCAUGACGGGAUGGGAGAGCAUCGUCACGGCCCACGCCGAUGAUCGAUUUGCACGAACCUGGUCAUGGGGAAGGAAGAAAGCAGGCCGAUGGGCCUUUGAGACGGGAGAUCGCAAGCCGGUUACGAGUGUGGCGAUCACCGCAUGCGGCACCUUCGCGAUCGUGGGCUCAGCCGGGGGGAGUCUCGAUAUGUUCAAUCUGCAAUCCGGCGCACACCGUCAACGGUAUCCCCCUCGCCUGCCCCCUUCUCAAGUCAAAGCAAUGAAAUUGCAACAACAGACGCCAUCUGACGCAGUGGUAGCCUCGUCAGCCCGAGGCCAUCGCGACGCCAUUACGGGCAUCAUUGUCGACAAUCUCAACCGGACCAUGGUCUCUACCAGUCUAGAUGGAUCAAUCAUAUACUGGGAAUUCGCCACAGGCAGGAUCCUCGAAAAGACAAAGUUCGACGGGGCGAUGCCCACAGCUAUUCGCUACAACCCCGUCUCAGGGUUGCUGGCAAUAUCGUGCGACGACCUAUGUCUGCGAGUCGUCGAUGUCGAAACUCGCAAGACAGUCCGUGAGCUGUGGGGAUGUGUGGGCCAGAUCUACGAUUUUUGCUUCUCCCACGACGGAAGAUGGAUUGUCGCAUGCUCCAUGGACUCGGUUGUUCGCGUCUUUGAUCUCGCGACAGGACAUCUCGUCGACGCAUUCAAGACAGCCACUUGUACGGGCGUUGCGUUCUCAAGCACCGGCGAGUUUCUAGCCACUGCACAUGCUGGGCAGCCAGGCAUCAACAUCUGGACGAAUAAAACCUUGUUCACGCACAUUCCAACCAGACAAAUCGACGACAUGGAAGGCAUCAUCGAUCUCAGCGAGACGGCCGAGUUCCAAGCUGCGAGCCAAUUGGCUAUAGAACAGGCCACCGACAGUGCCACAGCGGGAGAGUACGACGACCAAGUGGACAGUCCAUCAUCGACUAUAGACCAGCUCGACCAGAAACUACUUACAUUGUCCCUCGUUCCUCCGUCAAGAUGGCAAACCCUGUUGAAUCUCGAAAGCAUCCGGCAACGGAACAAGCCGGUCCAGCCUCCGGAAAAGCCCAAGGCCGCCCCCUUCUUCCUGGGGACAAGUCUCACCACCAUCAAUGGCGGCGCUCUCACAGACGGCACCAACAAUGCCCUCGCCCUCGAUCAGGAUACCAAACAAAUCGAAGAAACCGAACGGUCUCGAAUCUCCCGGCUGGCGUCGACCGCACUAUCCGAACAGCAUCACUCGCAAAUGUCUACUAUCUUGGACAAGUUUGCAUCUGAUCCGCGAGGCGACCCAUCUCCCCUAGCUGAUUAUCUGACGGCUUUGCCUCCUUCUGCCGCCGACCUCGAGAUCCGCUCGCUGACACUGCAUGAGAUGUCCGUGUUUGUCCGCGCUCUGACCAGUCAACUUGGACUAAGAAAGUCCUUUGAACUGGUCAACACGUGGAUGAGCGUCUUCCUCAAGAUCCAUGGUGACUUCGUUGGCGAAGUCAAGGAGCUGAGUGAUGCGGUGCUCGCGUGGCGCGACGCCAUGGACAGGGAAGAAAAGCGGUUGAGCCAGUUGGUCGGCUAUACGAGGGGUGUGGUAGAUUUUUUGCGUAGUGCUCGGUAGAGUGGGACCCCAUCAUGUCCAUCCAAUACUAUAUCAAUAAUGGUGAUGAUGAUGAUUUGUGAUUGUAUAUUUUUAUUUCUUUUUGCUGGUUCGGCGGCCCAGCCUGCCCUUGAAACAUGUCCUGCACUGUCUUGCACAGCACGAGGCCGCUGGACGGUCGGGUUUGCGCUGACAUGUUUCGACAGGCCAACCCGCCGGAUGUUGAGGUUUUUUUUUCUUGGAAAAAGCUAUCUCCAAGUGAGUUACUUGAGUUCGUGAGAACGCGGAGUCAAGAAUAGUAGGGGUCGUAACUGCCUCCGCCCACCAGGAUGCGCUGUGAACACCCGAACUGUGGCGCCUUGCGACAACAAGAGCUGUCGUGGCUAAAAGUCUUGGUCCGAGGGAAGACUGCCGGCACAGAAAGGAGCGGAAACAUGAAUUGACCCAACGGAGACUUGACCUUGACCACGGGCCAAUGGCCCGUUAUACAGCUAGCAACCGUCCUUCGUGCCUUUUCUCUUUGGCAUGAAUGCAUCUGCUGCGCCUGUCAUUCGAAGGGCAGCACAGCGCGAGGCGGCCGGAUCCAAACUCUAAGAUGAGUAAUAACAGUUAGACCGGGUUUUCGGGUCCAUGUCACCAGUUUUGUCAGUCCCUAAGAUUUUCCCGAAAGAGGGAUUGAUUUAGUGGAGGACAAGAACCGGACGCCAUUUGGCAUGCAAACUCCCC
Molecule: messenger RNA, 3950 nt
Organism: Exophiala dermatitidis NIH/UT8656
Lineage: Eukaryota; Fungi; Ascomycota; Eurotiomycetes; Chaetothyriales; Herpotrichiellaceae
Exons: 2
Coding region: 153-3245 (1030 amino acids)
Biological process (GO): rRNA processing
Cellular component (GO): small-subunit processome; Pwp2p-containing subcomplex of 90S preribosome
Molecular function (GO): protein binding
Source: RefSeq, a predicted model, not a curated record